This is a messenger RNA of Prorocentrum cordatum, 609 nucleotides long. The record is from the annotation of a GenBank genome assembly. Lineage: Eukaryota; Dinophyceae; Prorocentrales; Prorocentraceae.
AUGCCCACGCCGCUCUCUCUCCCUCCAGCGUCGGCCGCGUCCUCCCGGCCGACGCCGGGCCCGAGCGCCUGGCAGUGGCCCUCCACGGCGUGCUCUGGCCGGAGGAGCGGGACCUGCCGGGCAGGCACCACCGAUCUCUGUGCGGCCUUCGAACCUGCGCCUGGUCCGCCUCCCCGAGGCCGGCGCGCUCGCGCCGGCUGCGGGCUGCGUGCCCGGCGCCGCCGUGGUGCGUCUGCUGGGCGAGGCCGGGUGGGGCCUGCCAGACAUGCCGAUGAUACCGUGGAGGCCCUCCUGCAGGUCCGCCAGGUGGCCGCGCAGGAGGUGUCGGUGGCGGGCUGCUCCUCCUCGCGCGGAGACUUCCCGCUCUCGGCGGUCCUCGGGGAGAGGCGGGACCAGUGGUGGAUAUCCGAGUGGCAGGACGGUACCUGGGAGGCCUCGGCGCAGGGCACGCUGAGGACGCUCGACAGGGCGGACAUGCAGGAGUUCGCGAUCGUGCCGCCCCUGCAGACCACCGGGGUGCGCCUGGUGUGCACCCGCAGCGCUGUGGCGGACGAGGGCGGCGGCUUCAUGUCAGACUGCAUAGGCCUCUUCCACGUCCGCUUCGCGUGA